CUGGAGUCAGACAUGAAUCUCCCUGUUGCCCGCCCCUAGCUUCUCGUGUUACGCCAUUGGUUGAGCUUGUGACGUUCUGCGAGUUCCUGGUCGCUACCUGACAGUUCAUUCAACGUAUGAAGACAUAAUUAUUUGUCUCAGCCCAUCCGUUCGAGCGCAUUGGCACCUCUUCCCGUCGUUCCUUCUGUCACACCUUCCCCUUCUUGCCUCCAACAUCGAAGAAAUUCCCUGUCACACGCGCUUCUCGAGCGCAUCGUCAGAAUGUCGUCCGCGCCGUUCUACGCCGUCGCCGUGAGCGCAGAGUCCGAUGGAAUCUUCUCAGGCGGACCCUCCUCCCUCUCCGCUCCGCUCGAGAUCCGGCCGACUCUGAUGCAGCGAUUCAAGUCGAUUGAUUGGCUGGAUUGGUUCUCCGCCAUCGGCAUGCUCUUUCUUAUGUACGGAAUCUUUCUUAGUUACUUCUACGGUUUGCUAGCAGCCGCUGAAGCCAUUAGAGGAGAGAACUUCCGCGUUCUCCCACAGAAGUACUAUGGAGCGUUUCAGUAUGGCACUGACAUUCCCCAGGGUUACUCCACAUAUCCAGUGGGGUUCCCUGUUCCGUGGAACGCCACCCUGUUCUAGAGGCACCUGCUCAAGUUUCUUUCUUGCAGUUCUUGGCAUCAACCUUGUUGCUUGUUUCCCCUUCUAAUGUAUAUCGAGGUUGUUGGUUCCAAAUUGCUGAGGUGGAUGAUUGUGGUA
Closterium sp. NIES-67 is the source of this 735-nucleotide messenger RNA. NCBI's taxonomy places the organism in Eukaryota, Viridiplantae, Streptophyta, Zygnematophyceae, Desmidiales, Closteriaceae. The record is from the annotation of a GenBank genome assembly.